Molecule: messenger RNA, 1302 nt
Organism: Thyridium curvatum
Lineage: Eukaryota; Fungi; Ascomycota; Sordariomycetes; Thyridiales; Thyridiaceae
Exons: 1
Coding region: 1-1302 (433 amino acids)
Molecular function (GO): DNA binding
Source: RefSeq, a predicted model, not a curated record
AUGGACUUCUCCACGCAGGACGACUUUGACUCCCACGCGGACGACUUUGCCUCCAUGGCCAACUUCACCCCCCUCGAAACCAUGUUCGGACUCGCAUCCCAACAUCUAAACCAUCAGGAUAUGGUGCCCUCGCAAGAGCACUCCGUAUACAACAUGGCACCGCACCAGGCGCACCUCUAUCAGCCUCACGGUAUCUCUGCGCAACAUAUGACUGCGGAGCAGCUCACGCCUCAACUUCCGUCACCAGGCCACCAGACGCUAUCCUCACAAUCACAACGGCAACAGCGACGAGACUCGUCUCAGUCCGAUCCGACCUCGACACAGCAAUCCCCUCCGGCUCCCCAGGCCGGCGGCCCUUCGCCGCAACCCGACAUCACCGAGACAUUUUAUGGAUUUGUCAAGAACACGAAGGACGCUCUCCACCUCAUCGAGGCAUGUCUGCGCGGCAAGCUCCAUCACGUGGCGCGCCGGCCCCAUGACAAGGAGCGCGAGUUUCUCAUCCGCAGCGGCAGCAUCUUCGUCUACGAGGAGCACUCUGCUGGCAUCAAGCGGUGGACCGACGGGAUGAACUGGAGCCCGAGCAGGAUACUGCAGAACUUCCUCGUCUACCGCGAGCUGGACAAGCCGUUCCCUCCCGGAGAGAAGAAGAAGGCCAAGAAGACGACCAAGAAGAACAGUGCUGCGGGGCAGCACGGGGCGCUUAUGGAUGAGGUGCGCAACUUGAUGACACCCACGGACGACUCGGGAGCCAGCACGGAGGUGCUCCGCGAGUAUGUCGGCUCGCUCGUCGACUCGUACGACUUUAAGCCUCGCGGCCUCGUCAAGAAGACGAUCAGCGUCCAGUUCAACGGCGUCCACCACCACCUCGUCUCAUACUACAGCCUGGACGACGUGCUCAAGGGAAACCUCAAGAGGGUGGUUGACGACCCCAAGAUACUCGAGUGCUACCCUCGUCCGGAGCUGAUCGACGGCCAAAACUACCGCAACCCUGUGGGCGACGAGUUGAAUGAGGGAUUCACUUUCCCCAGCUUGACCAAUAUGCCGAGGAUGGUGCUGCACAUGCCCGGCUCACAGAUGCCCAACUCGCAAAUGCCCAUCUCGUACAACGGGCCGACGGGCAGCUAUCUACCGUCGCCGCCGCAUUUUAUUCCAGGAUAUCACAAUGAGAUGGAUAUGCACAGCACCCAGCACCAGCUGGCCAUGGUAUCGCCUGCCCAUAACACUGGCCAACUGCUGGGACAGGAAAUGGGAUAUCCGGGCACCGCCGUCUAUGCCGACAACGGCUGGUCAUCGCAGUAUUAG